UCGUGUGAGUGUGCGAGUGCGCGCUUCCCGUCCCGCUGGCCCCUCCCCCUGCCGCGGCCCCUCCCCCCCGGCGGCCCCUCCCUCCCACAUCGGCUAAACUCUCCCGGGCCGAAGCUGCCAGGGAAGCGGGACUCUGCGCUCCCAGCCCGGCCCGACACCCCCCCCCCGGGGAAGGUAAAGCACCCAGGGGGAGCCCCCAAGAGAUCAGUGCCCCGUGCCGGACCCCGCGUGGCCCCCAGACUGCAGACAAUGAGCAGCCAAGAUGUGACUGUGAAAAAGGAACAGUCGGAGGAGGAGGAGGAGCCCCAGCCGGCCGCGUGGCCCGACAAGACCAAAGAGGCCAAUAAGAAGAAGAUGAACGAUCGGACCGAGGAAGUGCCUGCUGAGAUCUGCGUGGUGAUUGGUGACAACAGGAAGCAGCAAAGCGCCGGGGAAAACUCACCUGAGAGGCAGGAAGCAGCAAUGAGCCGCGAAACCUCCUGGAGUGGGAGUGGCCGACAGCGGAACAUUCCGCCGAGGAUCAGCACCUCAUCCCCAGGUUCCUACGAGUGUGGGAUUUGUAGGAAGAAGUACAAAUAUUACAACUGUUUCCAGACGCAUGUUCGGGCGCACAUAGACAAUGAAUCGGCGUCGGGCGAGGGGGCAUCGCAGGGCAACAAUUUUCGCUACACGUGCGACAUCUGUGGCAAAAAAUACAAAUAUUACAGCUGCUUCCAAGAGCACAGGGACUUACAUGCAGUGGAUGACACCUAUAUCCAUAUGAUGGUAACGGCAGGGGACAGUAAAGAAGAGGACUCUGAGCCAUUCCUCAAACUGGGUCCAAAGACGGGCAACUACACGUGUGAGUAUUGUGGCAAACAGUACAAGUACUACACGCCGUACCAGGAGCACGUGGCACUCCAUGCGCCAAUCAAGCGCGCGUUCAGCCCUGACGUGGAGUCGAGGGAAUCGAAGACCGCCAAUAACUACGAUGAGACAAACAGCAACUCACAGCACUCGAGCGGUUCCAGCAGGACGCACGCGGGCAUGGCCGACAUGGUGGCAGGAGGGAACGUGACCAGCUGGCAGAAAGACUCCUCCAACCCAAUGAUUGGCAGCCCCUUCCCGUUGGUGCAAGAUAACAGGAAACCCUACCUGUCCCCGACCAAGACUUCCCCCUGUAUGAACAGUGGGCGGGGCUCGGCGCCCAAACAGGAAGUAGAGCCCAGGGGAGAGCUGGAUAUCGGUAAGGGAUGGAAGAAGAAAAUAAAACGGAAAGAGGAAACAAACAACAAAGCACCGGCGGCGAGGGACGAGAAGGGCGCCAAGACCGAAGAGCCGUACACGUGCGGUGCGUGUGGGAUCCAGUUCCAGUUCUACAACAACCUGCUGGAACACAUGCAGUCACAUGCUGCCGACAAUGAAAACAACAUCCCGACCAACCAGUCCCGCACGGCGCCCCCGACAGAGGAGCACUGGAAAGCGCAGCCCCCGAGGAACAACGCCAAUAACACAGCGGCGCCGCCGGUCCCCAGUAACAACUCGCUGCCGGAGAAGGAGCGCCAACACAUUGCGGAGCGGCUGCUGAGGGUGAUGUGCGCCGACCUGGGGGCGCUGAGCGUGGUCAACAGCAAAGACUUCCUGAAACUGGCGCAGACCCUGGUCGACACCGGCGCCCGUUACGGCUCCUUCUCGGUGAACGAGAUCCUGGGCAACAUGAACACCCUGGCGCUCAAGCACCUCCCCCGGAUGUACAACCAAGUCAAGGUGAAGGUGACCUGCGCCCUGGGGAGCAACGCCUGCCUGGGCAUCGGGGUCACGUGCCACUCCCAGAGCGUCGGGUCCGACUCGUGCUACAUCCUGACGGCGUACCAGGUGGAGUGCAAGCAGAUCAAGCGCUACGUUCUGGGGAUCAAGGACGUGGACAACCGGGACAGCGGCGACUUUAUCCACCAAUGGGUGCAGAAUGUCCUGUCGGAGUUCGUCAUGUCGGAGAUUCGGACGGUCUACGUUACGGACUGCAAAGUCAACUCCUCCGCCUUCUCCAAGGCCGGGACCUGCCUGCGCUGUUCCGCCUGCUCCUUGAACUCGGUGGUGCAGAGCGUGCUGAGCAAACGCACGCUGCAGGCGCGCAACAUGCACGAGGUGGUGGAGCUGCUGAACGUGGCCGAGGAGCUGGCCGGCUCGUCGGGCAUCGCCAAGGAGACCUUCGGCUCGCUGGAGGAGAGCUGCCCGCCGCCCUGCUGGAACUCGGUGACAGACUCGCUCCUGCUGGUCCACGAACGCUACGAGCAGAUCUGCGAGUUCUACAGCCGGGCCAAGAAGCUCAGCAUCAUCCAGAAUCUCAAUAAGCAUCUGCUGAGCAACCUGGCCGCCAUCUUGGCCCCCGUAAAGCAAGCGGUCAUCGACCUCAGCAACGAACGCAAGCCCACCUUGCAGCUGGUCCUGCCCACCUACGUCAAGCUGGAGAAGCUCUUCACCUCCAAAGCCAACGACGCGGGGGUCAUCAGCAAACUCUGCCACCUCUUCCUGGAAGCCUUGAAGGAGAACUUCAAGGUGGAUUCGGCGCACAAAGUGGCCAUGAUCUUGGACCCCCAGCAGAAGCUCAGGCCCGUCCCGCCUUACCAGCACGAGGAGAUCGUCGGCAAAGUCUGUGAGUUGAUCAACGAAGUCCGAGACGUCGUGGAGGAGCAGGAGUUCGAGGCUCCGGCUAAAAAACCCCGGCAAACGUCGGAAAGCUCCAAAGCUUCGGAGGACGACGGUUUGGCCAAAAGUGAAGUGUACGACUAUUUGCAGGAGCCGCUGUUCCAGGUGACCCCCGACCUCUUCCAGUAUUGGUCGUCCGUCACCCAAAAGCAUUCGAAACUGGCCAAACUGGCCUUCUGGCUGCUGGCCGUGCCGGCCGUGGGCGCCCGGAGCGAAUGCGUCAAUAUGUGCGAGCAGACCUUGCUCAUCAAACGCAGGAGACUUCUAAGCACAGAGGAGACCAAUAAAGUCAUGUUCCUCAAGUCCAAUAUGCUUUAAAAAUCCAGGCGUUUCGGGUAAAACACUUAGAAAACACUGUUCCAAAUACACGACGGCGAAGGGAGCGCAAACCCGCGGCAAACACUGUGGACCUCAGACAGAACCUUGGGGGAAUUUCUUAUUUUUACCGAAAGGAAGUUUUAAAAAAAAAAAAAAAAAAGUCGGCGAGUGUUCCUAGCACAGAACCGGAUCCGGAACCCUGGAUGGAGCGAGAGAGUUUGUAACCGGCAGCUGAAGACUUCCUCCUUUUCCCAUGAUUCACAGCGAGCUCCCCGCUCCAUCCAAUCCAUUGUGCACUUUCAGGGCAUUUGGUGGGUGGAGCCUUGUGUAUAAGGGAAAAGGGACUGAAAUAACGAGUUUUUUUUUCGUUAGGAUCCAUUUCCCCCGUUUUUUUUUUCCGGUUUCUUUGACUUUUUUUAUUUACUAAAGGGAAGAAUCUAUUGAACUUGUUUGUAAGCAACUACUGUAUCGGCUUGUUGGCGCCGUACUGCUCCGCUUUGGACACGGUACCGUUUGGGUUUCACUAAUUUAAUGAUCACACGAUCGAAUGUAAUCUUCCAGCCCAAUGAGCAGCGGUUUGUAUGGCGGCGGGACGGCUCCGGCCCAUUAGCGCAGAUCACUGGCCCCCGGCGCCAGUCGAACGGACCGUUUUGGACCCAUUGCAGAUAAAAAGUCAUUGUGUGCGGUUCAUUGUGAGGUUGAUGUCGAAAUUCGUACAGGAAAUGUUUUUUUUUUUUUAAUCUCUGGUUGGUCGGUCACCGCCCUAUCCACUUCCGCUUUAUAACCAAGGUAAGAGUAGCAAAUAGUGGGGUGCAAGUCGUUUGGUUAUAAAGGGGGCCAUACGCGGUUAGAUUCACCCAGCGAGGUCACCAACCAAGCAGAUCUUCUCUCCAAGGUGGGCGAUAUCGGGCAUAGGCGCCAUUGGGCAGAGGACCAUAUCAAUGAGCCAAUGUGGUUCUCGAUCCGACGGUAAAUCAAGCCGACCAACGUCUGGGCAGUUUUAGGUUGGGUAGGCCCAUCGGGGUGCCCAUACACGGGCAGAUAAUCUAGCGAAUUGGUCUGAAGCAGUGGAAUCUGCCCCUGUACGGGCACCUUUAGAGUAAGGAGGGGCCGGAUCAGACUGUCAGCCCUCCGGUUCCUUGGUCUAAGGGGCAAGCACUGAAAGAACGAAUGUGAAGCUUUAGCGGUGCAGGGUCGGCGGCUGUGAUGGGGAUCAGUCCCUUGUGCUACACACUCGCUAGGUGACUCUCGGUGUAGGAUACUGUAUCAUUUGCCCACAAUGAGUAGAACGGAAUGUUCCCCCCCCCUCCCCCCCCCGCUCAGUAAUAUUGCCCCUAGAAUUGGGCGAUGGAAAUGGGUUCCCACAUUCAUGGAAGAGUUGAGCAUCCAAAUACAGCAGAAUAUUGUAUUAAACACUAUCAGCACAAACCCAGCAGCGCCCCCUGCUGACCGUAUAUAUCCAAUACCAAACCCCAUAAUCCUGGUACCGCUUUCCAUAAUGCCAACGGCCCCCGUAACCCCUAUAUGCAGCCUCUGUAAAUGUAUUUAUUUAUUUAUUCUUCCCAAACCCACCAAAUCGUUUUCUAUUCGUGUGGCGCCUUUGGCAGCUGGACCCGUACAGAACUCGGGAGAAGAUCCUAAAACCAUAUCUUGGCCCUUUCUGGGGGGGGUACACUGGGCUCAAUAGUGAGGGGUCGGAAAGCCGUGACUGCUAUUCUCCUAUUAAGGCUGAUGCCCCACGGAGCCAGUUAGGUGCCCGCUAUAGACCUCUGCUAACUCGCCGGUGGAAAGGCCUAGGCAUCACUUUACCUUUCCAAAUUUCCUCCUACGGGCAACUUGGCACGACUUGGGAAAGCUAAAGUGAUGCCUAGGGCUUUCCACCGGUGCUUCCUAUUGUUGCCCGUGGAAAGGCAUUUCGGGGCAGUUAGUCGCCCACGGUAGCAGAGAUCCAUCAUGGGCGACCAAGGGGGCCAUACACGUUCGUUUGUUGACCAUCGUCUUCCGAUAUGCCCACCUAUGAUGGGCGAUAUCAGGCUAUUUCGAUCGUUUGGCCCAAUUUAAGGCCAGAUGUUGGUCAAAUAGGCCUGUCCAUCCAUGGGCAGAUAAGUUGCCAAAUCAGCCUGAAGGACCCAAGUGGCCAGCUGAAAUCUGCCCCAAUAUGGGCACCUUAACUCACUCCGUGGGGCAUCAGCCUAAGAAGGAACAGUAGGAGCCCAAUAGGACCAACGUCAUUGGCACUGGCAUUUAGUAGAGUUAUUCCUAGUCCUGCUCUAGCCAGUAGCCCAUUGGUCAGCCAGAGGUGGUAGCUACUAAAUGGGGUACCUAGGGGGGUAUCGGGGGCAUAUUUACACACAAUGGGCAAAAUGAACCCAUUCUUCUACAAACAAGGGCAAUAAAUGCUGCAUCCACCAAUGGAUGUUGUUGCGGUUGGUGCCCAUCUCCCAGCGGGCAAAGUGACCCUCCAUGAUCAGUAACAAUAUAUAAAUGUCAAUCUAUAGCGGCCUGUGAUUGGCUGAUUAGUAGAUGGGCUAGACCGGGGGCAAGAAGUGAGGGUUUAUGGGCCACUUACACCAUGAAUGCUACUUGCCCUUGAGUCGAGGUUGUUGGCUGCCGUUCCAAGGCAGUGAAUCCUGAUACUCCCUGUAGGUCACCGGCAGUCAGUGUUCCUAGAUACGAUCUAUGGGAUAAUUAGAGCGUCACACCCGCGGGGACUGGGCGAGCUUGCAGAGGCAGGAAGCUAAAUUUGCAUCCAAAUAGUAAAUGUGAGAUCCUAGUGCUAAGCUUUAAUAUAUAUAAACUAGAACUUCCAAAGAAAAGACAUUUUGCCCCCACAGAAGCUGCGAUGGCCUUUCCGCCUGUGUAAGCCCGCCUAAGGCUCAGCAUUUAUCCUCGUCCUUUAUUCGCCCACAUUCUACUCCGUUGAAGCCAAAAUGCUAGCGACCAAAACCGACGUCCGUUUGUAUCCGGUGAGGGGGCUGCAGAAAUAUAGAGGGGGGGGGUCCAGUUGAACCCCGGUCUGUGAUUGGUUUAGACGGCGGAGAGUCGAGAAAAAGCCGGUUUUGUUUUCCGUUCCACGCUGUAUAAAUUCCCGCUAACCUCGUGUACAGUCCCCCCCAGAGGAGACUUUAGGGGUCACGUGGGAAUGUAGAGAAGCUGUAGUUCAAUGCAAUAUGGGAUCACUCCAGUGGGGGGCGCUACAGGGUCCCCGAUGGGAUCACCCCCCACCCACAGACACUCACACAAUAGCUUUUUUCUAGGCCGGGUUCUUUUCUAACGAAUAUUUUUCUUACGUUUUUUUCCCCGGUUUUUGGCGGCAGUGCGUUCCUUUAUACCGUUUUUUAGCAGCACAGUAUUUUUUUAUACAAGAUGGCCGAUGCUUUGGGGCGCGCAGCACUGCCGGAUCGAAGGGCAACGGGAAUCCAGGGGGGGGGGGGGGGGGGGGGGGGGGGGCGGUCGCACCACAACCAUAGAUAUUUUUGUGGAAGGAAAGUACGGUGCUGGGAUUUCAAUGGAACGUUUAAUUUAUAAUUUAUGGCAUUUCGCCCUUUCCCAGCAUCCUUUGCAGUCGUACAUUUAUUAACGAUAGUAAUUGGCCCUCGGCAAUGAAGCCAUUGGCUAAGGAUUUAGUCCUUCACUGUAUCAUCCGCGACCAAAUAUGUCUCAAAUUCGGAAGAAAAAAAUGGCUGUUGACGUCUCCACCAAUCGGUGAUCUCCAAACGUUGGAAACGCGCACGAUUGGACGAUUGUUUGAAAGAGGAGGCGGAAACGUUUCUUUGCUCUUCUUCUGUUUUUCCUUUCAUGGCCAAAGAUUUCCGCCGCCAAGGGGCAGAGCUGGUUCCGAGAGGGCGUGCCUAACGCUACUCGUGGGCGGUUCCUCCCCUCCCCCCCAGUGUUGGUCUCACCAUUCAAGUUUUGUUAUUAUAUUUUCUAUCUGUUCAGUGUUUUCUGUUUUGAGAAUUCUACGGACUGACAAAGUUCUAUGGAGAAGAUUCUAUAGGGGCGGAAGGAGAGGCCCCUCCCCCUUGUACAGGUUCCACCCCCCCACCACUCUGCGUGAGCGUUGGCUAUGUAGAACGAGUGGGAAAUAGAGAAGAAGAGUUAUUAUUAUUAUUAUUCAACAAUAUUAUUUUCUGAUAUUUGAUGCCAAGACAGAAGACAUGUUUGUAACUGUUAGACCCAUCAGUUGCUUGAUGAUUUUCUUUGUUGGUGUUGUAUUUAUGGUUUUUCAAUAAAAAGAAAUUUAGAAAGAG
Messenger RNA from Xenopus tropicalis (tropical clawed frog), 7253 nucleotides. It is a transcript of the gene znf618, whose product is annotated as zinc finger protein 618. Gene Ontology annotation, molecular function: protein dimerization activity. The record is from RefSeq and is a predicted model, not a curated record. Gene Ontology annotation, cellular component: nucleus. Bases 250 to 3003 code for a protein of 917 amino acids. The transcript is spliced from 16 exons. Lineage: Eukaryota; Metazoa; Chordata; Amphibia; Anura; Pipidae.